Cotesia glomerata is the source of this 1761-nucleotide messenger RNA. Its product is annotated as juvenile hormone epoxide hydrolase 2-like. The record is from RefSeq and is a predicted model, not a curated record. Gene Ontology annotation, molecular function: epoxide hydrolase activity. Gene Ontology annotation, biological process: epoxide metabolic process. NCBI's taxonomy places the organism in Eukaryota, Metazoa, Arthropoda, Insecta, Hymenoptera, Braconidae. The transcript has 6 exons. Bases 336 to 1736 code for a protein of 466 amino acids.
UUAUUUACGAACUUAGUACAAUUAGUACCACUUGAUAUAAAAUUAGUUCUGAUAUGAAAGAAACUUUUGAUCAAUUUUCCGUCACGCAAUUACACGUUAUUUUAAAUUUCAAGUUUAAUUUAAUUUUCAAAAGUGUUAACUGCUAAUUUACCUGAAACUCGCGCUCUGUAUUAAAUUAGCUUUAUGUCCGGUCGCAGAGUCACGGUAAGUGUGUGUCAACAUCAACCGAUCAACGUGGCUAUCAUGAGACAGUAGCAGCAAUUAAUCAUACGGCUUGCGGAAAAACAUAAGUAAAUUAAAGAAAAAAUAGUUCAUUAAAUUAUUAUUCAAUAAAAAUGGAAAUUUCACCGGUAUUAAAAGUCACAGCAGGCUUACUGAUGGCUGCUGUGAUGACAAUAUUUUAUAUUAACAAGCCAUCUACGGUAGUUGUACCAAAAUUGCCGAAUACUUGGUGGGGUCCAGGAACGGGAAAUUUACAAGCUGACAAAACUGUCAGACAGUUUGAAAUUUUAUUUACUGAAGCGCAAGUGAAUGACCUGAAAAGCAGAUUGAAAAACACGAGAGAUUUGGCUCGACCUUUGGAAGGUACAGGAUGGACUUACGGAACCAGUGGGACAUUUUUUAAAAAAAAUAUUGUUGAUUACUGGCUGAACAAGUAUGACUUCAAAAAGCGGCUCGCGUAUUUGAACAAGUACGACCAAUUUAAAACAAACAUUCAAGGUCUGGACAUUCAUUUCAUUCACGUGAAACCUAAAAAUACCCAAGGAAAAAAAGUAGUACCUUUGUUAAUUCUCCACGGCUGGCCAGGAUCAGUCAGAGAAUUUUACGAAUUAAUUCCCAUGCUGACUUCUCCACAAGCAGAUCAUGAUUUUGUCUUCGAAGUUAUUGCGCCUUCGUUACCAGGUUUUGGCUUCUCCAGCCCUGCGGUGCGACCUGGGUUGGGUUCCAAAGAAAUGGCUGUUGUUAUGAUGAAUCUGAUGCGCAGACUGGGCUUCGAUAAAUUCUAUACCCAAGGCGGCGACUGGGGAUCUAUCAUAGCCGGACAAAUGGCAACGCUAUUCCCUCAACAUGUCUUGGGGAUCCAUUCAAACUAUUGCUUUCUUGCGGGAUGGAAUACAGCAUUCAAGAUAUUUUUAUACAGCUUCUUUCCGUCAUUAUUGUUACCUGAAGAAGAUCAUCAUCUUCUUUACCCAAUGAAGAAACUUUUCUUCAAAGAACUCUUCGCGACUGGUUACUUACAUAUACAAGCAACUAAACCUGACACUGUUGGAAUUGGUCUGAGUGACUCACCAGCAGGACUAGCCGGUUACGUGCUAGAAAAAUUUUCUUAUGGUUUAGACCCUUCUUACCAAUCCAGAGAUGAUGGCGGAAUUUACGAAAAAUUCACUCCAGACACUUUAAUCGACAAUUUAAUGAUCUACUGGAUUUCGAACAGCAUGACAACGUCCAUGAGACUCUACGCAGAGUCAUUGAAUUCUUUUAGUAGACUCUCCGAAUUAUCAUGGCCUAUCAAAGUACCCACUGCCUGUGCGCAAUUUCCACACGAGUUAUUUUAUUACCCUCCGAAAUUGCUUCAAGACAAAUACCUCAAUCUAGUCCUAGUGACGAGGAUGCCUCAAGGAGGACAUUUUCCAGCGCUAGAAGAACCAAAACUCUUGUCCGAUGAUAUUUGGAAAUUUACAGCGGCUAUAUUUAACUCUACCAAAUUACCAGAAACCAAAAAAGAUGAAUUUUAACAUCACAGUAAUUAUUAUUAAGUUA